Messenger RNA from Maylandia zebra (zebra mbuna), 4088 nucleotides. The record is from RefSeq and is a predicted model, not a curated record. NCBI's taxonomy places the organism in Eukaryota, Metazoa, Chordata, Actinopteri, Cichliformes, Cichlidae.
UGCUUUUCUCAGUUCUCAGUUCUAUUUUUCCUGCACCCGCUUUAGUCAUGUUGGAUUUACCUUUCUAUUUUAUGUAUAAAUGCAGUUGCAGACAGUUGUGCAGUCUAAGCCACACAGUUACAGUUUGAUUUUAACCGUAUCCGUUUGUGGACUUUGUGCUCGAUUUCUUUUUUCUGUUUCCUGUUUGUGUCUCACUGCUUCCCUCAGAUCUCCCUCAGCAGCCUUUUCCUGCAUUACUCAAACAAAAGUUUCAUUUCUUGGUCAUGGAUGAUUUCGUAAGAACCAAACUGGUUGAAUGGGGGCUAAGUGAGUGGGUGGAAAAAUUUAAAGAUGAACAAAUCGAUUCUGAAAGUCUGUGUGAGCUUGAUGAUCAAGAAAUUAAUAAUUUGAUCACAAAAGCUGGACCAAGAGUGAAAUUCAAGAAGAACCUCAAGCUGUUAAAGGAAGAAAAAAACACAAAUCAAGAAACAGUCAUUUCUUUUCAAUGUCAACAGGAGCAUGAAGAUGUAGCUGAUGUGGUUCAGUGUGAACAGGAGCAUGAAGAAGCAGCUGAUGUGGUUCAGGUCUUUCCAGCCACAAGUGAUACAGGAAAAAGAAAAUCAGACCUUGAAAGUGAUGCUAGCAGGUUGCAGUCACCAGCUAAGCGACAGUGUCAGUCAAUGCCAGGAUUUGAAGAACCAACCAUACUAUCUAAUGUGAAAAACAUCAUGGCAUUUGUACAUUCCAGACUAAAUGAGCAAGACAAACUCAGUGCUUUCUUAAAGAAAAAGAUCAGUGAUUUGGAGAUAAAGAAGAGGGAGCUGGUUGGUGUCUUUGGUAAAACUGGGGCUGGAAAGAGCUCUUUGAUAAAUGCCAUCAUCAAAGAGAAGAAUCUUUUACCCUCAGGAAGCAUCAAUGCAUGCACGUCAGUCAUGAUCAAAGUGGAAGCUAACAAACACAGCUCAAACUAUGAGGCAGAAAUUGAGUUCAUCACAAAGGAGGAGUGGAACGAAGAGUUGUGGUCAUUUCAUCAGUUUCUUGACAAUAAUAAAAAUCAGGAAAAGGAAGAUGAUGAUUAUCAUGAUGCUGUUGAAAAGCUGUCAACACUGUAUGGAGAAGAAUGGAAAGAAAAGUCCUUUGAAAACCUCAUGGACCGCAAAUAUUUCAAAGAAAUUCCAGAAUUUCUCCAAUCCAGGCGGAAGAUGUUGACAUGUGAAUCAGCUAAUGAACUCUCUGCAAAAUUUGUCAAGUACACAAGAAGUGAUUCAAAACAAGAAGAAGGUGAUGAAGGAAAAAAGUGUUUUUGGCCACUAGUGAAGUGUGUGACUGUCAGGGUGCCAAACAGGCCUCUUCUCCAGCAUGUGACACUUGUGGACCUCCCUGGAAAUGGUGACUGUAACAAGAGCAGAGAUCAGAUGUGGAAAGGGAUAGUUGGAGAUUGUUCUAUUGUGUGGAUUGUGACUGAAAUUAAUCGAGCAGCAUCAGAGAAAGCAGCCUGGGGGAUCCUGGAAAGUGUCAGUAGUCUGAUUGGAAAUGGUGGCGAAUGUCAGCAAAUUCAUUUUAUUUGCACCAAGUCUGAUCUUGUUGAUGAUUCAGAUGAUCUUUCAUCAGCUGAUAUCCAUGAUCGAAUAGUUAAAAGAAACAUUCAAGUCAAGGAUGGAGUAAGAAAAGAAUUCAACAAGAGAAGCAAGAUUAAGACACACUUCACUGAUGACAGUUUCAAAGUGUUCACAGUGAGCUCCAAAGAGUUCCUAAAAGGGAAGCAUCUAAGUUCAGAAGAGACUGAAAUAACCAAACUUAAAGGAUUUUUGCAAGAUCUCAAUGACUGUUACUCAGAGACAGUAAACUACGUGAGUGGAGCUUAUGGGAUUCUAUCUUUGAUUGAAGGUGCCAGGUGCAGAAAAGAGGGUGUUGGAAAAGCAGAUGAUGUAUGUAAAGUUCUCGAGAAAAACAUGACAGAACAACUUGAUCAAGUCAAAAGAGCAGUUGAUGAAGCGAUCAAGGAUUUUGAACAAUGUCUUACAGAAGGCGUUAAAAAUUCCAAAACCUCUGAAGAAAAACUGAAAUCCUUUUUGGACCGUGAUAAACAGCCUAGUUUUUUUAAGACACUACAGGCUGUGGUUAGAAAAGACGGCAUCCACAAAACAAAAAAAGGGGAACACAUAAAUCUCAACACAGUAUUAGCUUCAUGCUUGACUGACAGCAUUGAUGAAAAAUUCAGAAAGACCUUCCCAAAUGAUGUUAAAGGCGGAUCUUUCAAUGGAGUCAUCAGUAGAUUUUCACUUGACACAAAUUCGCUGAUUCAAAAAUACCAAGAUGUCAAACUGCAGCUGAUAUUUCUCCAGACAGAGGAGGAUAAAAUUAAGACAAAACUCAACAAAAUAAUCCUAAAGGGGAAGAAAAUCAUCUACAACAGUCUAACAGAGGCAAUUGAGAAAAACAUGAAAAAGUGCUAUGAAGAUGCACGAAAAAUUUCAGGGAAUGGUGCGCUGAAAAAAAUGAGGAAGACUAUUGAGACACAUGUAUCCUUAAAUAGGAACAUGUAUGAGGACGCAAAAAAGACCAUGUUGGAGAAGAUGAAUGAACUGAUGAUGAUCAUCUGUAAGGAACUAAAGGAGACCAUGGACCACUCCAUUAAACUCUCACUCAAGGCAUCAGCUUUGAGUGAGAGUCUCCCGGAUGUUUCAGAGCAUCUUGAAACUGUGCAGCAACAUUACAAUGAAGGUAAGGGCAGUCAAGAGGGAGACAUAACAUCAUAGUAGCCAGAUUUGCUCCACACAGUAACAGCAGAAACCUGAUGACCCACUCAACAUCUCUGAGGGAACACUGACCAAAAGCAUGAGGUCUCUGGAUAUCGCCACAGAUAUUUCUGUAAUGUUGUGUUUGACUUUUAAUGAAUUUGAUGAAAUUUGAUUUUUCAGUCCUCACUGCAAGAAGGUCCUGGGUUUGAAUCCAGUUUGUGGCUUUUCUGUGUGGACUUUGCAUGUUCUUCCUGUGUCUGUGUGGGUGCUCUCUGUGUACUCCAACUUCUUCCCACAGGCCAAAAACAUGCGUGGGGGUUAGGUUAAUUGGUGAUCUUGGAUAUAGAUGUGCAUGUGAGCAAGAAUGAUAGUUAGCUGUGUGACACAGUUAUUAUAGUUUUGUAUUUUGUCAUUAAUUUUUAUUUUAUUUCAUUUUGACUUUUUGUUUUUAUUUCAUGUUUCAGUAAGUUUCAAGACUGUUCUUAUUUUCAAUUUAUUAUUGUUUGAAAAUGUUUAGUUUUAGUUCAGUUUUGUCAGAGGCAAAAUUACGAAAACCAGUAGAAACAAUAGGAAUGUUUCACUUUUUGAAAACAGUUGACCCACUUGUCUUGUACAUGUCCAGUGUCUCAAACACGUCCAUCAAUAACAUGUCAGGCACAUUGUAAUAACAUUUUUACCAAACUAACAAAUACUGAAACUAAGGCUAUUUCCUCUAUAAACUGAUUUGUAUUUCAAAUGAGGUCAUUUAAUCAUUUCUGUUGAUUAUUGUUUUUAUUUUGUUUAACUAAAAUAUUCAUAUCUAGUCUUAGUUUUUACUUUAGUUUUAUUUGAGUGGAAUAACCUUAGCAAGCUCUUCAGGGUGUACUCUGCCUUUUGCAUGACAACUGGGAAAGAGUUCCAGCAACCCCGAAUUGGAUAAGCAAAAGGAUGAAAAUUUUUAAGCAUGAAUUCCUCUCAGGGGUAUUAAGGUUUUUAAGAUUUUAGUUGUUAGGGUCUAAACCAAAAGGGCAGCACUCUGUCCAAAAAUGUUUUGAUGUCUAUUUUCUCCAUUUUGUUGUAUUUGGUCAUUAUUUGUAGACCCUAGUUAUACAGAAAAUUAUACAGCGGUAGAACUACAAUGUUACAGAUUUUAAUUUUAGUGCUUUACAGGAAUACUGUGAUAUUCAGACUCUUUCCAGUUUUAAGGAUUCAAUUUAAGUAAAUUUAAAGAUUUAUUUUCUUGAUGUAUUUGUCAGUUUUAUUCUUAAACUUCUAUAGAACAUGACUUAUGUAUACCACUUUACUUAUAUUUCUAACAUAAAUAUGAAUUUACUCUAAUACAAUGGUUUCUUUGGUUGUCACAUGAGUAAUAAAGCAGCAGCAAAAAAA